UCCCCUAGCAAAACAAAGUGGAAGACUAAAAAAGAAAAAGCGGAUGGGUCUCCUCACAUCGUGACUUGAUCAACUGGUGCACAGCCACCCAAACAACAUUCCUGAGGUGCACCUUCAGAGCGCCGGACACGAGACCAGACUGACCGCAGGAGAGAGAGAGAGAGCAAAGCGUCGCAUUAUUUUUUAACUCAAACUUGGAACGGAUCAAAUAAUUAACCUAAUUAUUCACCAUGGACCGGAAAUUCACCAAUGUGAUUUUGCUUGGCUUUGCCUUCAUGUUCGUCUUCACUGCCUUCCAGACCAUGGGCAACAUUGAGAAAACCAUCCUGGACAGCAUUAAACAUGAGGAUCCUACCUAUGAAGGCGAUGGGUACACCAGUCUGGCAAUCAUUUAUGCCGUCCUGGCAAUUUGCAACUGGCUUGCUCCGUCCGUCAUAUCUGUUACCGGACCAAAACUUGCCAUGAUUCUCGGAGCAAUAACUUAUUCAUUUUUUAUUGGAACCUUUUUGAUGCCUUCAACUUGGCUUUUGUACGUUGCCUCUGCGGUUGUUGGUGCUGGUGCUGCAAUCAUCUGGACAGGUCAGGGCAGUUAUCUGAUCCUCAACUCUGACUCGACCACCAUCUCAAGAAAUUCUGGAAUAUUUUGGGCUAUGCUCCAAUGCAGCAUGUUCUUUGGCAACACAUUUGUUUUCUUCAUGUUCCAAGGAAAGACCAUCAUUGACAAGGAAACAAGAAGUCUAGUUUUCAUUGUGCUGCUUGUUGUGAGUGCGGUUGGAAUUUUGUUCCUGCUGGUUUUGCGCACCACGGUGUCGUCGAGUGGAUCAGAAGAGGAAGCGCAGACUCCACUUCCUGCUGCAUCUGGUCCUUUAUAUGCCCUGAAAAGAGCAUUUUCUCUUUUCCUCACUAAGGAAAUGAUGCUUCUUUCAUGCACCUUCUUCUACACAGGCGUGGAGCUUUCGUUCUUCAGUGGUGUGUAUAGUUCAAGCAUUGGUUUCACUCAACAGCUUGGAGAAAAUGCUAAGCAGCUUGUUGGAAUGUCUGGAAUCUUCAUUGGUGUUGGAGAAGUUGCUGGUGGAGCUCUGUUUGGUAUUCUUGGAAAGAAAACAAUCCGGUGGGGCAGAGAUCCUAUUGUGAUCAUCGGUUUUUUGAUUCACAUUCUUGCCUUCUUCCUCAUCUUUUUGAACAUUCCUAAUGCAGCACCUCUUGGAGAAACCAAUGAUGAGGCGUUUAUGACCAGCAACGCCGUGGUUGCAAUCCUGUGUUCCUUGCUGCUUGGCUUUGGUGACAGCUGCUAUAACACCCAAAUCUAUUCUAUUUUGGGCGGCAUUUUCCCCGAGGAUAGUGCUCCAGCUUUUGCCUUGUUCAAGUUCACUCAGUCUCUUGCCGCCGCCGCUUGUUUCUUCUACAGCAGCCACACCGGUCUGUACAUUCAGUUGGGAGUCCUUGUUGUGACAGGAAUCAUCGGCACAAUUACCUUCUGCAUGGUCGAAUGGAAGGCAAAGGCUAAGAGCGAAACUGGGUACAAUGGUGAGAUUGGAACUUCUUGUGCGGAGUCUCCUUCCAAGUCUGAAUAACCUGUGGGCCACAUAAAGUAUUUCCGAAAUCUUGGGUGGGCUGUGAUAUACUCUUGUGUAAAUCAGAAUUUUUAAAAAAACUGACGCAGUUUUAAAAUGGUAAACCAAGAUUUCAUCCUUUCUUUCUAUAUAUUCUCACUCAUAAUUUAUAAGAUCUUUUACAAAUUUCAAAUUUUUUUUAUUCCAAGAAAGAGGUGCUCAAUGAAACAAAAUGUGUUCAAAAAUUUGCAAUAAUUCCAGUUUUUAAGUGUAAUAUUCUUCUGUACAUUGAUAAGUUUUAUGAAUAGCAUGUUUGUCAGUUGAUUAUAUUUCAUGGACACAUUUUUCAUUUGGAGUUAAUGCAUUCAAUACAUACCAGAAAAUGAAUAUUUAAAAUACGUGUAAGGUAUAGUAUCCUUAAAUGUUUUAUGUAAUUCUUAUGAAUGUAAAAGUGCCUCAGGGCCACAAACAAAUACAUCAUGGACCUAUUUUUACUUUAAAAA
Molecule: messenger RNA, 2056 nt
Organism: Neocloeon triangulifer
Lineage: Eukaryota; Metazoa; Arthropoda; Insecta; Ephemeroptera; Baetidae
Product: UNC93-like protein MFSD11
Exons: 8
Coding region: 231-1574 (447 amino acids)
Source: RefSeq, a predicted model, not a curated record